UUCAUUUUAGUGUCAUAAAAAAAAUAGUUAGUGGUUCGAUCAACGUUAAGAACUGCACAUGAGAUGUAGCUCAACAGAAGGCACAAGAUCCUUGUAAAGUGGAUCAUGUUCUCUUUAACUGAUAGCAUGCCAGCUCCAGCCAUGAGACUUGAGCUUGCAAUUGAUAAUUGUUCAGAAGUCUGAUGGAAUAACACGUAGGACACCUAGAAUAAGCUGCCAUGCUGAUUCUUGCUGCCAAUACAUACAGCAUGGCAAUGUGAUUCAGUUAAGACCUAACGCAUUAUAAAUUGGACGGCACAUGAGUCUUCUUGAGAUUGCAAAACUCAGAUUCUAAAUGUCGAAAGCACAGCAGGCAGGAGGAACAUGACAGUGAUGCGAAGGAGCUUUGGAGCCUGCAGUGAAGGUUCACUGAUUUUGCAAACUUUUUUUUUAUUUUCGAGAGAAAUGUACAAAAAUUAGUCAAGCGAGAAACAAAAACAAAAGUUUUUGUUACAUUUCCUCUUGUACACAUCACUUCUUGUGCAUGCAAUUAUGUGAGUAAGAUAGAGAACACAUUUAUGUUUGCAAUAAAGUUCCAAAUUCCAAUCCAUAUUAUUACAAAAAAAGUUGUAUCUGUUGCAGGGCAACAAUAAGUAUAAUAGUAUCUGGCUUCUCUAUUUGCAAUCCGGAACUAAGACGGUCAUGGUAGUCACACGAGAUGUGUCUGCUGAACAAGCAGCAAAGAUGCUUGCAGAGUGGAUCUUGCUCUCCAAAGCUACUAGCAUGCCAGCUACAGCCAAUUGCAACACAUCACUGACACUAUGGGAGUGCCAGACCAUGGCAAGGUUCGGUACUAGAGUAAGCUGCCUUGCUGAUUCCUCCUACCAACAUGAGACAACACGCAAUGCCACAGCUUGCCAUGGUCACCGAUCUCAUGAUCUAGAUCUCAAUAUAAAGAACGCACUCGUGCAGACGAGUUGCUGCUGAUAACUGGGACAUGGAACUAUGACAGCUUCAUCAGAUCAUCUUCAGAGAUUCCUCUUGCUCAGGGUAAACACACAGAAAGCAUCAACCUCUCGUGGACAUCUGUGGCUAUGUUGCAAAAGCACAGCGCUUCAUCAGUGGCAAUAUUCUUCUUGUCGGCAGGGUUGCAAUGCCACAUCUUCAGCUUCCUUGGUUAUAUAUGCCGGAAAACCAUAGCCUGGUCGACACCAUUGCAGCUCAGCUUCUCUCCAUUCUCUCUUCACCACCAUUUCCAAAGAACACAAGAAAAGCACUGCAGCUCUAGUUGCAGCCAUGGCUUCCAUUCUCAGAUCUGUAAGUUUGCCUUCCAGCCUUCGCUCUGAAGAAAUCAACAUCGAAGAACAGCUGCAGAGCCUCAAGGCAACCAUUUCUUCUUCCACUACCCCUGAGAAAGUGGUCGAUGGUAUCAGGAAGCUUGGAGGACUUUACAACAACAUCGAAGAGAUGAUGUGCUCACCAAGUGGCCAAGUUAGUCUUUGCCGGCCACAACAGAGGAAAACAGUGGAGCAAGAGCUUGAGAAGUCCCUCAUCUUGCUUGAUCUCUGCAACGCCAUGCAAGAGAACUUUUCUGAGCUCAAGACAAGCAUUCAGGAGAUGCAGCUGAUCAUCAAGAGAGGAGAUGACUCCACUCUUCAAGCCAAGAUCCAGUCUUACAUCCGCUUGGUUAAGAACAUGCAGAGACAGUUCAAGAAAAUCAGCAAGAAGCCUACUACAGUUGACCAGGACAGCUGCAGGGUGGUCAAGCAGUUGGCUGAAGCCAGAGAGAUUGGAAUCUCCAUGCUUGAAUCCUUGCCAUAUCUCCUGUCGAAGCAAAUUGUGACACCAAGCUCUAGCAAAUGGUCCCUUUUAUCCAAGACUUUCCACAAAAGAAGAGUAACAUGCGAGGAGGAGCACUUGCAGGAGAUGGAGUUGGUUAUUGUUGAUCUCGAGAGCGGAGUCGAGACUUUGUUCAGGAAAUUGAUCCAGAGCAGAGUUUCUCUCCUCAACACUCUCAGUUUAUAGAUAGAUCGUGCACCAACCACAAACCCCUGCGAUUGGCAUCCGUAUUUUAGAGGAUCUGCUGAUCAUCAAACAAUUUUGUAGCGUACCUGUAAAUGAGCAACUGUACAGAAAAUUAGUGAAAAGAAAGUUAAAAUUUUUUGUCAA
Setaria italica (foxtail millet) is the source of this 2148-nucleotide messenger RNA. RefSeq lists its product as uncharacterized. The transcript has a single exon. Gene Ontology annotation, biological process: shoot system development; root development. The coding region runs from base 1276 to 2004 and encodes 242 amino acids. The record is from RefSeq and is a predicted model, not a curated record. NCBI's taxonomy places the organism in Eukaryota, Viridiplantae, Streptophyta, Magnoliopsida, Poales, Poaceae.